Messenger RNA from Patella vulgata (common limpet), 4488 nucleotides. RefSeq names its product calmodulin-binding transcription activator 1. The transcript is spliced from 24 exons. The coding region runs from base 255 to 4352 and encodes 1365 amino acids. NCBI's taxonomy places the organism in Eukaryota, Metazoa, Mollusca, Gastropoda, Patellidae. Gene Ontology annotation, molecular function: transcription coregulator activity; protein binding; double-stranded DNA binding. The record is from RefSeq and is a predicted model, not a curated record. Gene Ontology annotation, biological process: regulation of transcription by RNA polymerase II. Gene Ontology annotation, cellular component: nucleus.
CAGUGGAUAAUACACAUUAGUCUUGACGAGAGUAAAAAGUUUUAGUGAUACUGAGUACUGGUAUUUUAGAUUCUGCUGAGUGUAAAGAUGGAACUGUAUUAAACUGAUCACCGGAAAACUAGUAUUAUUCUUGCAUAAGUAGAACUGAUAUCAAUAUAAUUAUUUAAAUUAGAUCAACUCUACAGAUGUUUGAAAUAUGAGUUAUGAGUAGAGAGUAAAAAAAAAGGUCACCUGUUGACCUUGAUCUAAUAAUCAUGGAAGAGCCAUCCUUGAUACCUGAACAUCCCAAAAAUCAAGAUGGAGAAACUAUAGAACUACCCUUACCUUUGACCAAAAUUCCCCCCGCUACAGAAUUUCUUGAAAGUCGUCACAGAUGGAAUACUAAUGAGGAAAUUGCUUCCAUUUUGAUUGCUUUUGAUCAUCAUAAAGAAUGGCAGAUGAGAGAAUUAAAGAUAAGACCUCCAAGUGGAUCAAUGAUGCUAUACAACAGGAAAACAGUGAGAUAUCGGAAGGAUGGAUAUUGUUGGAAAAAACGUAAAGAUGCUAAAACCAUUCGCGAAGAUCAUAUGAAACUCAAAGUUCAGGGUGUAGAGUGUAUUUAUGGAUUAUAUGUACAUUCUGCUAUUUUACCCACUUUUCAUCGUAGAUGUUAUUGGCUCUUACAGAAUACCGACAUUGUUCUAGUUCAUUAUUUAAAUGUACCUUGUCCUACUAACACUAAACUCAGCAUUCCUGUUAUGUCAUAUGAUAAAGAGAAAAAAGAAUGGACCAAAGAAGAACUUGUUGAUCAACUCAGACCCAUGUUUAAUUCAGGUAGACCUGGAGAACAUAAUUUACUCGAUGAUGUACUAGAGUCAGUGGUUCAACAGACAGUUGAUGUUGAAGAUAAUAAAGCCGGUCCUAGUACUUCACACUUACAUCCUUCACUGAAAAACCCUCAUUCCAAAACCUCCAGAUUAUCUCAGAAAAUCAAAUCCACACUGAAUGUUGCUCACAAUCAACUUAACACCCUAAAUGAACAAAACAUACAUUUAAGCCAGACUCAGGGAAUAUGCACCAAUCAACUGGUCAUAUCUUCCUCAUCAAAUUCUGCUACUGCAGCUGCUGGGAACGCAGACAUCAACCCUACUUCUGGACCUCUCAUUCUCAAUGUACAGGGGGGGAGUGGUGUCAUUAUUGUCAGUGGCCAGAGCACCCAUCCCAUUUCAAUCCUCAAUAACUCUCUUACGUCACAACUCCACUCAGACGUUCUUGGAUCCUACAUCAAUACUGCUGACAGACAGACGUCAUUUCCAUCAAUGAUCAACACACUCCCGAUUAUACCAUCUCCAGUUGUUAGAAAAACAACCUCAAACCAGAACCAAGCUGAACACAUAUCUAAUCCUCCUGAAACCAAUAAAUCCUCAUUACAAAUGCAGCUAAAUGACAGCCAUCUUCAUGAGCAGACCACCGAUAUAAAACGACAAACUACAAGUCAAAACUCACUAUCUUUGGACAAUCAACAUAGACAUCAUGCCACUCGAUGUGAUGUCAACUUUUCCUCACAUUUUGGUGCUCAGUGUUUUGGCGGUGAAUCUGGUACCAGUAAAGACAAUUCUCUAUCAGUCAGUGAUAACUGUGAUACCCUAGAUGGCAGCUUUUCAUCUUUUCCUGGAACUGAUCUCAACCUGGAAUAUUUACUUGAUCUCCAAGAACUGGACGACUGUUCAGAUCUAGCUUCUAGUGCUAUGGCUGAUUCCCGAAGUGGACUUAGUGCACCUGCCGGUCCUGUUGUGACGUCAGGGAUAAAUAUAUCAAGCACCUCGUUAUCUAACUCUUUGACACUUGUUGAUAGUACUUCAUGUCUUGAUAAUCAAAACAUGGGUAGUCUUCAACAUACAGCUGGUCAAAAGUUGAUAUCACGAUCGCACCAUACACCUAAUGUGACUUGUAAUCCAAGUGAAUCUACUGCUACUGGGUCUGGACAACUAAGUGAGUUUGUGGCAGCAAUAACACCCGCUAUUGGUGCUCAAUCUGUGCAAAUUGAAUCUGACAUAUUUGAAUCUCCAGCUAUUAUUACAGAUUUUUCACCAGACUGGUCUUUUGAAACGGGAGGAACAAAAGUAUUGGUGACUGGACCAUGGUAUUCAUCAUCAUCAGCCUAUUCCUGUUUAUUUGAUGGUAAAAGUGUUCCAGCAACUUUAGUACAGUUUGGUGUAUUGAGAUGUUUUACACCAUCACAUCAUGCUGGUCAAGUUAUGUUACAAGUAGCUAAAGAUGGUUUUGUUAUAUCACAUUGUGAAGUAUUUGAGUUUAAAGUAGAGUUUAAACCAGAUGAGGAUGUGCUCAAAGAACAAGAUAAAAGUUAUAAAGUAGAUCUUCAUCCAGAAUGGUUCUCAAUGAGUAAUGAUCUGUUAAAACAGUUGUUAAUAGAGAGAUUAGAAGAGUUAGAGAAGAGAAUUUCACCAGGUGAUAAAACAAUGCCAUGUAUACCUAAACAGAAUCGAUCAUGCCAUGGUGAUGAUGAGAAAGCUUUUGUUUGUUAUUGUGAAGAGUUAGCCAAGUUACCGUGGUUAAAUGUAGAAGCCUAUCCUAAAGCAGGUCGUGGUGGUAUGACCUUAUUACAUCUAGCAGCAGCUUUAGGUUAUGCUAAAUUAAUCACUACAUUUAUAAGAUGGAGAUCUGAUAAUCCAAGUCUAGUAUUUGAAUAUGAAGUAGAUGCUCACAGUGUGGAUAAUCAUGCUUGUACACCAUUGAUGUGGGCAUGUGCUAAAGGUAACACAGAUGCAUCUUUAACUUUAUAUCACUGGAAUUCUGGACCGCUAAAGAUAUGUAACAAGGAUGGACAGCUGCCAUUAACUAUCGCACAAUUAAAGGGACAUCACAACCUUGCCGAUCAAAUUAAGAAUUUGGAAACCAACAGAUCAAAAAGCUCUUCUUUUCCAUCGGCAACAUUCACAUCACCGGAGACGUUACAUAUUUCUCAUCCAGAGAUUGAAUCAACCAAUUUCUUCACAAGCCAAGAAGAAAAAAAUAACACAAAAAACAAAAUACAGAGUCUACAUGUUGACAUCCCCCCACCUCUUCCAUACCAGGGGGAGAGUAAACUUGUAAGACGAUUAAGUGAACAAGCGAUCAACAAAGCUCAAAGAAAAUUAUCUAAAAGAUAUUCUGUAGAUGUGAUAUCAAAUGAUACGGUUGUAGAACAAACAUCCACAUCUUGCCAAGUACCAAAACCUGUUCGUGGAUCAAAUUCUGAACCUCAUCUACCCUUGAUUAUAGACACUCGUUCAUCAAAUGAGAAUUUAUUACUGUCUGUGAAUACGAGAGAUAUGACAUCAUCUGAUGUAUUAAUGCCAGUAGAUAAUGAGAAGAUAGGCAGUUACCAAUCUACCAGUAACCCAGUUAAACAAGGUUUACUUGUUCACUUAGAUACAGAUAUAUCUAUGAGAAGUGAUAGUCCUUAUGUUGAUGUAGAGAAAGCUGUAUCAGAUGAUGAAACUACAGUUCAAGAUGAUCAACAAGGUAGUGGUAUAGAAUCGAAACAUCAGAUGGUAACAUUAGCUAAUCAGAUUAUAGCUGCUAUACCAGAACGAAUUAAAUUAUCACCAUCUAAAGAUGAAGAAUGUGAAUCAACAACAAGUCGAGCUAGAAGUGAAUCUUAUAGUUCACUACCAUCACAAGAAUCAUCCCAUGCUUCAUCAUUUGGUGAUGAUUCAGGAAUAGCUACUCCUAUGACAGAUAGUUUAGCUUUUGAUGAAUAUAGAUAUACUGAUCUAGGUACACCUCAAUCAUCAUUAAGUCCCGAUUCGACAUGUUUACAAAGUCCUUACAGUCCUUAUAGCUUUACACUAGACUCACCACCACCUACUACUGCUGACUUUUUAGAAUAUUUUAAUGCACCAUCAACAUACAUGGAAAAAGAUUUCUCUAAGCUCACAUUAACUGACCAAGAACAACGUAAAUUGUAUGUGGCUGCAAAAGUUAUACAGAAUGCUUACAGAGUUUAUCGGGAUAAACAACAUCAGAUACAGCAGAGAAAAGAAAUAGAAGCAGCCAUCUUGAUACAAAGUUACUACAGAAGAUAUAAACAAUAUGCCUAUUUUAAAAAAAUGUCUCAUGCUGCUGUUCUCAUUCAAAAUCAGUUUCGUAGUUAUUAUGCCCAAAAACGGAAGAAGAUUGCUGCAGGUGGCCAGGGUCAAUAUUUAGCAUACUCUAAAGAUAGAGUUAAAAAAGGUCGUAAUCAGUCAGUUAUAAUACAACAAAGAUACAGGAGCCAUUAUCAGAGAAAGUCAUUAGAUGGUAAAGAAGGAAGUAGUAGUGGACAACAAUCACAAGAAGCAGCUGAAAGGGAGCUAUAUGAAGUCGGUUGAUGUUUUUUCUAUAAAGCUCCCCACCUCCGGACUCGAACCCCCCGUCUCGAGAUGGCAGCCCUCUAACAGAUGCUGAUUCUUCCUGCUGUAAAGAGAGUGGAAAUGACAUUGAAGAAGACAAAGAUUAUUGAUAUCU